AUGGGUAAUUCUGUAGCUAAUAGAAAUAAUUUAACAACAUCCUCGACUGCUAUUAUAUCGAAAGACCCAUCUUCAUUUGUUUAUCAAGAUUUAAUUUUUCAUGUUCAAUCAAUUCAAUAUCAAAUGAUUGAAAUCGCCAAAUAUCUUGAUGAACGAUGGAAAAAUGAACAGAAGAUACAAAAAGAAUUGAAAUCACGUUCAAUAACAUUUGUUGAUCCAUAUGGGAAUUCAAUAACUAAUAAAUAUAUGGAUCAUGAGUUAAUCAGUACAUUGUUUACGAAAUACAAAAAGAAUUAUGUACCAAAGUAUUUACAAAAGUGGAUUCAAAUUGGAACAAUAAAUCAAAAUAGUAUUUCAACAUUUACUGAUUCGAAACUGAAAUCAUCUGUAUUUGAAUAUCCUGAUGGUUAUCAAUUUAUUACAUUUGGUGAAGUGAAAAUCUUGAUAGUAUAUCGUGAAGAUAUAUCACCUCAACAAGUGAUCCUAUCAGUUCUUCUAACAGAUACUAUAGAAAAGAUUCAAAUGCAAAUACAGAAACUUCGAAAAUUGCCAAACAUAGAACUUAAAUUAUUUAUAUUAACUCAAGAUUUUCAAGUUAAUAAACAAAAUUGGAAUGAAGGUAAAAUACUCAAAGCAAAUGACACUGUCUUGUCAUCUAAGUUACAUGAAGAUAAUUGUAUCAUUAUAGCAAAAAUUCUUCAAGAAAAAAAUAAUGCUACAAAAUCCAUGGAUCGAUUUCAAUUUUUUGUGAAGACUCUUACUGGACGAACGCUUACAUUAGAAGUCGAUGACUUUAACAUGAAUAUAGCUUCUGUGAAAGCAUUGAUACAAGACAAAGAAGGUAUUCCUCCUGAUCAGCAACGUUUAAUAUUUUCUGGAAUGCAGCUGGAAGACCACCGAACUCUUUUGGAGUAUAAAAUACAAGAGGAAUAUACAAUUCAUAUGGUACUACGUUUACGUGGUGGAAUGUAUCAUUUUACGAGCGGUCGACAAGAUUUUGAAAGUUUGCCAAAUUCAGGAGCCGAAGCAAUAAAAAAUAUUCUUGCUUUCGAAUUUAAACAUAUGAAUCAUUCUGAACGUUUGUCACCAGCUGAAUUACAAAAUUCUCUUUUACAAGGACAAGCUAUUCUUUCAAAAUUAUUUCAUGAAAUCAAAGAUUUCUCUGUAACUGAUGACCUUCCACACUUAAAGAACAUUAUAUUAUCGAUUCCUGCUGAUAAU
Molecule: messenger RNA, 1221 nt
Organism: Rotaria sp. Silwood2
Lineage: Eukaryota; Metazoa; Rotifera; Eurotatoria; Philodinida; Philodinidae
Source: the annotation of a GenBank genome assembly